Molecule: messenger RNA, 1385 nt
Organism: Cannabis sativa
Lineage: Eukaryota; Viridiplantae; Streptophyta; Magnoliopsida; Rosales; Cannabaceae
Exons: 11
Coding region: 60-1154 (364 amino acids)
Biological process (GO): conversion of methionyl-tRNA to N-formyl-methionyl-tRNA; biosynthetic process
Molecular function (GO): methionyl-tRNA formyltransferase activity
Source: RefSeq, a predicted model, not a curated record
UUUAUUUGCAAGUGCAAAUAAGAAGCAGAGAGAGAGAGUGGGAGGGAGAGAAAUUGAGGAUGAUGCUUCGUCGCUUCUGCUGCUUCAGUGCCUCAACUUCAUCAUUUCCCUCUUACCCAUUAAGCUUUUCUUCCAACACCAAGAAGAAGCCGCUCGUCUUUUUGGGUUCUCCACAGGUUUCAACAGCCGUCCUUGAUGCUCUUCUCAAUGCAUCCGCUUCUCCACAAUCCUCCUUUGAGGUUUCAGCAAUUGUAACUCAGCCACCUUCAAGAAGGGAUAGGGGAAGGAAACUGAUGCCUUCUCCAAUAGCACAAUAUGCUCUUGAUAGAAACUUCCCUUCGGACCUUAUUUUCACACCUGAACGAGCUGCUGAGGAUGCAUUCUUAUCGGAUUUAAGAGCUUUGCAGCCAGAGCUUUGCAUCACUGCAGCAUACGGGAAUAUUUUACCGAGCAAGUUUUUAAAUAUACCUCCACUAGGAACUGUCAAUAUACACCCAAGUUUGUUGCCGCAGUAUCGCGGUGCUGCUCCUGUUCAACGGGCAUUGCAGGAUGGUGUCAAAGAAACAGGAGUGUCCCUAGCAUUCACAGUACGUGCACUUGAUGCUGGGCCUGUAAUUGCGUGUGAAAGAUUGGAAGUUGAUGAUCAAAUAAAGGCACCAGAUUUACUUGCACUGCUAUUUUCUGAAGGAGCUAAACUUUUGAUUCGGGAGCUUCCUUCUUUACUUGAUGGAUCAGCCAAGGAAAAAGCAUGGCCCCAAGAUGAUUCUAAAGUUACAUUAGCUCCUAAGAUUGCGCCUGAAGAGUCUUGGCUAUCCUUUGACCAAGAUGCUGUAGUCCUGCAUAACAAGGUUCGUGCAUUUGCAGGAUGGCCAGGAACUCGAGCUAAAAUUGUUCUUGUUGAUGAAGGAGAUGGUCAGUGCAAAGAACUAGAGCUUAAAAUUAUCACAACACGAGUCUGCAGCCGUAGCAAUUUUGAGCGGAAUGAAGCAGAUGACAUUACUUUUGUCAAAGGUGGAUUAAUAUUUCCUUGCGGAGGAUGCACAUCCCUUGAGGUAUUGGAAGUUCAGCUUCCUGGGAAGAAAGUAGUAAAUGCUGCGUCCUUUUGGAAUGGAUUGCGAGGUAAAAAGCUGAAGACUUUAUCACAAUACAAAUAACAUGGAAAGUUGGAGACAGCAAUGUAUGUUGAUCAAGAUUUUUAGGUUGAGUUACUCAAGCACCGGUUAAGAAAUUAUGUAUAUGUUGCAUUCCAUUUAAUUUUAAUAGAUUUAUAAAAUGUAUUCCAUUCUUUUUAAUGCAUUAUAAUUGUAUCUUUUGCUUAAACUAGAGCCACGUUGACAAUUCUUGUGAUUUUUUUCACACAUUUAGCAAAAAGCUCGAUUUCAUUA